AUGGCUCGCCUUUCUGUAAAGGGCGCUGCCCUGCUCACCACAUCACUACUCUCGGGCGUUGCAUCCGCCGUCGAGUAUCUCUCCAUCAAUGGCUCCAACUUUGUCGUCGAUGCCACUUCCAAGCGUUUCGACCUCAUUGGUAUCACUUACCAGCCCGGUGGCUCGUCCGGAUUCAGCUCCACUGCCGACCCCCUGAGUGACCCCGACAGCUGUCUGCGAGAUGCCAUCAUGAUGCAGCAGCUCGGUGUCAACACGGUCCGUGUCUACAACUUGGACGCCGAUCUGGACCACGACCAGUGUGCCUCCAUCUUCAACGCUGCUGGUAUCUACAUGCUGCUCGAUGUCAACAGCGGUCUCUACGGCCAGUACAUUGACCGCUCCGACCCCUCCAGCACCUACACCCUGGACUACAUGGAGCACAUCUUCAGCAUCGUCGAGGCCUUCUGGAACUACCCCAACCUGCUGGGUUUCUUCGCCGGAAACGAGAUCAUCAACGAGGACAGUGAUGAGUCGGUCCCAAUGUACAUUCGUGCCAUUGUCCGCGAUCUCAAGGAGUACAUUGCCCUGCACGCACCCCGCAGCAUCGGUGUCGGCUACUCCGCCGCAGAUGUCGCCGACAUGCUGACUGACACCUGGGCCUACCUCGGCUGCGAGCUCGACAACUCGACCUACUCCAAGAUGGACUUCUUUGGUCUCAACGACUACGAGUGGUGCGGCGACAGCAGCUACACCGAGUCGGGCUACGACACUCUCGUCACUGACUUUGCCGGUACCGACAUUCCCGUCUUCUUCUCCGAGUACGGCUGCAACAACGUCCGCCCCCGUACCUUUACCAACGUGCCCGUGCUCUACGGCGACGAGAUGGCCGAGCUCAGCGGUGGUCUCGUCUACGAGUACUCCGAGGAGACGUCUGGAUACGGAGUCAUUGCCAUCAACAGCUCGACUGAAAUCACCCUCCUCCAGGACUACAACUACCUGCAGCAGCAGCUGGCCAGCAUCGACGUGUCGGCCCGCACCGAGCUCAACUCGACGGCCGAGAGCGCCGCCGCCACCAGCUGCGCCGCCUCGCUCAUCUCCGAGUCCUCCUUCCUGGCCAACUGGGACCUCCCCGACCGCCCCUCGGGCGGCGACGACCUCGUCACCAGCGGUCUGGGCUCCUCGGUCACCGUCUCGGUCGGCAGCCUCGUCAGCGUCACGGCCACCACCAUGCCCGCCACCGUCUACAACUACACGGGCGCCGAGGUCACCGGCCUGGCCCUCGUCUCCCUCGGCUGCGCCGACGUCAACUACCCCGGUCUCAUUGCCACCUACACGGCCUCGGACGAGACGUGCACCUAUGCCACCUCGACCGCCGGCGCCGCCAGCAGCUCCGACAGUGCCGCCGGUCCCCGUUUCACUGGCGGCAAUGACGCUGGUGUCGUUGCCAUGAUGGCUGCCCUCUUGUCGGGAGUCGUUGCCGGUGUCAUGCUUUUGUAA
Pestalotiopsis fici W106-1 is the source of this 1476-nucleotide messenger RNA. RefSeq lists its product as uncharacterized. Lineage: Eukaryota; Fungi; Ascomycota; Sordariomycetes; Amphisphaeriales; Sporocadaceae. The record is from RefSeq and is a predicted model, not a curated record. Gene Ontology annotation, molecular function: 1,3-beta-glucanosyltransferase activity. Gene Ontology annotation, cellular component: cytoplasm; fungal-type cell wall. The transcript has a single exon. Gene Ontology annotation, biological process: fungal-type cell wall (1->3)-beta-D-glucan biosynthetic process. The coding region runs from base 1 to 1476 and encodes 491 amino acids.